GCAGCGUGGCCCAGUGCCGCUCCAAGUGGAAGGCGCUCAAGCAGGCUUUCCACUCGGAGCGGGAGACGCGCCGGAGGGCAGGACACCACUCGCCCCGGCUUCCUCCGCACUACCGGGCCAUGAAAAGUAUAUGGAAGGCAGCCGGGCGGCCCGUCUUUGGCGAGCGGAGGAUGCCAGAACUGGUGAAACUGCCCACCAGGAAGCGCAGGUCAGCCCUUGCCACUCGGUCUUCAUCCUCGCCAGAGCCACCAGCUCUUUUCUGCACCCCCCUCACUUCCUUCUGCAGGGCACGAUGUUAGCAGGGACACCCCAGGCACGCUGCUGUCCCCGCUGCUGCGGUGUGCAAAGGAUGAGCCAGAGAGCCUUUCAAGUGGAUGUGGGAUUCUCCUUCACUUCCAGUCCUAGUCUGUUGUGUAGCGUUCCUGCGCGCUGCUCCGCCGCUGCUGCCUUCCAGCCCAGGGGUGGCUGCAUUGCAGUGGUGGCAGCUGGUGGGGAACACAUCGCUGGAGUGCCACCCACACCCCCCACCAUGCCAUACACCAGUUGCUGCUUCCCUCCUGUCUCCAUCCUGGGCUGUCACACUGACCUGAAGCAGGAAGGAACAGAGGGAAAGGCUGCUAUCGUGGCACAUUUUCCUGGUGAGACGUCCCUGGGGAUGGGAAGAGGAAACCAAAUGCUGCCAGUGGCUGUCGCAGCCUCAGGCUCCCAAGGGACAGCUGCCCUGAGCGAGCAGCCGGCAGCAGGUGAAGAUGCAUCAGAUGCAAGCCUUCAUGGGCCUGGUGUGGCGAGCUUGCUCCAGAACGUCCAGCAACUGCUGGUGCAGAUCCUGCAGACAUCACGGCAGCAGCAGGCACUGCUGGAGAGCCUGGCCAGCGACACAGUCUCCCACCUCCAGCUCCUCUCCCACAGCCUCGUGCAGGUGGGAGAGACCCUGCACCAGCUCCUGCUCCGGCCACAGACCCAUUCUGGCCCCCUUAGCCACUACAUCUCCCAUGUGCCCCUUUUUGAGGGUGGCCCUGGAAUGCCCUGCUCCCCUGGCACUCCCCACACCUCUCCAGAUUGCAAAGAGGAGCCUCAGCUGUCCCGUGCCACCAGUUGCACCCCACCAUAAGUGCCACCAUCACCUACCCCAGGAGCAACAGCUUUGCUACGCAGCCACAGCACAAAUCUGUAUAGCAGAGGUUCCAGAUAUUUUGAAAGUUUAUAGAAG
Manacus vitellinus (golden-collared manakin) is the source of this 1210-nucleotide messenger RNA. RefSeq lists its product as uncharacterized. Lineage: Eukaryota; Metazoa; Chordata; Aves; Passeriformes; Pipridae. The transcript has 9 exons. Bases 131 to 1111 code for a protein of 326 amino acids. The record is from RefSeq and is a predicted model, not a curated record.